CUAAUUACCCGGCGAGACUGAACUACACGAGACAUUAUUGGACGACUCAAUUACGGCCCUCAGUCCCACCACCUGAGCUCAAGCAAGCACAGCUGCCGCCGCCGCUGUCUCGAGGCAGAGGAUGCAACAACUUGUAUUGGCGAAUAGCCGGAGAAUGGAGAUGGGCGGAGACUUGGACCGCUCGCCGUCCAUUUUCUGUUGUUUAUGGGUACCGAUGGGUAUAUAAUUGCAUUGGUGGACAUUAAUAGUCACGUUGGCGUGACGGCUGGAUGUGAGAUAUACUUUCAUUGAUUAGCUGGGGGCAGAGCUCAGCUUUUACUGGCCAGUCUGAAGUCUCAUUAUUUCAGCGGAACGGCUUUGUGCCAAGAACACUAAACUUACAGUCUGAAAGCAAGCAUCGUUGUCAAGUAGGCUAUGAGCCUGUUUGUGGAAAGUUUGAAAAAAGCACAUUUUUGUUCAUAACGAGCGUAUGUGUUUUAGCAUACAUUACACAUUUAUGUUAUAAACAACACAUGUCUUUACACACAUUGCAAUUGGUAUUGAUAAGUUAGGCUACAUCUCUCAUUUGGUGUGCAUUUUAAUUAUUUUGUGUCGGCUUCUUUGGCACCGCCCCGCUCUUGUAUUGUGCGUGCCAUAUCAUUUUGAACGAUUCCGGGAAGGCAGAGCUGCAAUGCUGGGAUUGUUUUGACAGUUGUGGCAAAGGGACAAGUCCGAAGCAUCUUGUUGCUGGCCUGGUUUGCAUCACAGCGCAUUGCCCGAGCUCUUGUCGCUCAUAAGAUGAUAGAUAAGAAGGCGAAAACUAGGGAGAGGGGAGACGGGAGAUGGGUGACCGAAAGCAAGAGCAGUCAGAGCUCGUGUAAUCUUAAUAUCCGAUUAUUUGAGCUGUCAGUGUCGAAGCAAGUGAAAGCCAGGGAAGAAGUCUAGCGAUACUGUUAUGACGGCUGGCUCCAGCGAGUGUCACUGAAAGAUCAUCGAUUGGGUGUUUGGUGUAAUGAAAAAUAAAACGAGGCACCAGUUUUUAAACAAAGAGAUUUUUAGACACAACCACACUUGUAGGAGUUGCAUAUUGUUGUGUUUGCUCUUCGGAAUAUGUUUCUUAACUAACAAGUUUACACGGUAAUAAUUUAAAAGGUCAUGUUUUUAAAGAAAGCAUCACUAAAUGUGAUGCAUUAAGCCCACCGCUACAAGCAGACGGAACACAAUGAAAAGGGCGGUGGCACUGGUGAAGACAGUCUUGAAUUCAAUCUAAUUUUACUGAACGUGUCAUACUUGUCAACACAAAUAGAUAAUACAGGUCAAUCGAUUGAGAAAAGAACGAUUUAAUAUUUCUGCGCUGUGUAUCGGGUUUCUCUCAGAUUGUCGCUGUUUUUUAUUCAGAGGUGCUGAAAAUGCAGCCAGCAGUCUAUGAGAGGGAGCGCUACUCCCCUCCCCCGCAGCACCGAGCGGUGCACGGGAGAAAGAGAGGGAGGGGGAGGACAGAGGAGAGAGCAGGGGAGAGAGAGAGAGAGAGAGAGAUAGAGAGGCAGCACCGUGUGAGGGAAACAAGAGUCAGCCGCACGGAGAGAGAGAAAAAUAUCAGCAGAAGCUACAGGACAGAACAUGGAUGUUAUGGGAAAAUGUCCGUUUAACGAGGCAGCGGAGAGGAGACUUUGGUCAUCCUGCACAUAGUCGACUGUCAGCGGGCGACUCUCUCCCCUUUUUUUAAUGCUGUGGCGGGAGUAUUCGCAAGGCAAUCUCAAAAGGCGGAAAGCUGUUUAUAAUCCGUCUGCGGAUCUUGCCACCUUGCGAUGGCUGUUGCGGGGCGAUGUAGCACCAUAAACGAGUAUGUGCCUCUUUGUUUUUAUUUUGUUAUAGUUUUACUAAGUGUCCUUACAAAUGCGGUACAAGUUCGGUAUUCCAUUCCAGAGGAGCUGGAUCCCGGAGCUUUCGUGGGAGACAUCGUUAGGGAUUUAGGACUAGAGCUGAGAAAGCUCUCAACACGAAGGAUGCGUAUCUCCUCCGAUAACAGGAGGUAUUUUAAUAUUGAUCACAAAAACGGGAAGCUAUUCGUUAGCGACAGAAUCGACCGUGAGACGCUGUGUGAUUACAGCGGCUCCUGCCUUCUCAAUCUCGAGGUGGUUCUUGAAAACCCUCUCGAUACGCACGACGUGGAGGUGGAGAUUUUAGACGCGAACGACAACUCACCUUUAUUCCCCCGAGACGAGUAUCAGCUGGAGAUCUCCGAGUCCGCGCCCGCUGGGUCCCGGUUCCCCAUCGAGGGUGCACAGGACACGGACGAGGGCUCCAAUUCGGUACGCCUUUAUCGCCUCAGCCCAAACGAGCACCUAGCACUCGAGUCCAACAAACCCCCACCUAAUGGAAAGCACAUCGAACUGGUAUUAAAAAAGCCUCUGGAUCGCGAGCAGACGCCUUCUCAUCACCUAAUCCUGACAGCCACGGACGGAGGCACUCCACCGCGCACGGGCACAGCUAAAAUUAACGUGCGUGUUUUGGACACAAAUGACAACGCGCCAGUGUUCGACAGCUCUGUUUACAAAGUAAAACUGAAGGAGAACUCGCCCCUUGGAGCCUUAAUUAUAAAGCUCAACGCCACAGAUCGCGAUGAGGGCACAAAUGGUGAAGUGUACUACUCCUUCAGCAGCUACACUCAUGAAAGAGUCCGCCAAAUGUUCACCAUGGACUCUGACAGUGGUGAGAUCAGAGUCAGAAGCAAUGUUGACUUUGAGGAGACCAACACGUAUGAAAUGUACAUCCAGGCGAUGGACAGAGGCCCAGGUGCUGUGGCUGUCCACUGCAAGGUGGUGGUGGAGGUCCUGGAUGUAAAUGACAACCCCCCGGAGAUCGUGCUCUCCUCUCUGUCCAGUCCUGUGAGGGAGGACGCGAGGGCGGACACCGUGGUGGCUCUGAUCAGCGUCAACGACCGUGACUCGGGCCAAAACAAGCAUGUCACCCUGGACAUCAUCCCUCCCAACCUCCCCUUCAAGAUCAAAUCCUUUCGGAACCACUACGCGCUGGUCACGUCCGCCUUUCUGGACCGAGAGGCCAUUCCGUACUAUAACGUGACCGUGACGGCCAGCGAUGGCGGAAGCCCCUCUCUCUCUUCCCAGAUGGCUGUGCGUGUGGACGUGGGCGACGUGAACGACAAUCCACCGCGCUUCGAGCAAACCUCCUACACUGUCUACGUCACAGAGAACAAUGCCCCCAGCACUGCCCUGUGCGUGGUGAAGGCCACCGACCCGGACUCAGGCGAAAAUGCCCGCAUCACCUACACCGUCCUCAACGACAACAACCACGGCAUCUCGGUGGCCUCCUACGUGUCCAUCAAGUCGGACACCGGCGAGGUCUACGCCCUGCGCGCGUUCGACUUCGAGAAGCUACGUGAGUUCCACUUCCAGGUAAAGGCGCAGGACAACGGCAUGCCUCCUCUGAGCCGAGUGGUCACCGUCUACGUCUACGUCAUGGACCAGAAUGACCACACGCCGUACUUCGUGAACCCAUCGCCGAACAGCACGCACCCCUCCUCCGAGACCGUGCUGCGCAACGCGGAGGCCGGCGCGUUGGUGACGCGUGUGGCGGCCUGGGACGGCGACGCCGGGCAGAACGCGUGGCUACUCUACAGCCUGCAGCACCCAGCCGACCUGGACCUGUUCAAGGUGCACGAGCACACGGGCGAAAUCCGCACCACCCGCCGCGUGGUGGAGGACAACUCCACCCUCUUCAGCCUGGUGGUGCUCGUGCACGACCACGGCCUGCCGCCGCGCUCCUCCACCGCCACCGUCCACGUGGCGGUCAUCGAGCCGGCCAAGGCGACCCCCGACCCCAAGCGCAUUAUCCGGCCGCACGGGCAGCUCGGCCUGUCCAACGUGACGCUCUACCUGAUCGUGGCGCUCAGCGCCACCACCUUCGUCUUCCUGGUGACGGUGGUGGUGCUGGCCAUCGUCAAGUGCCACGCGUACUGCAGCCAGCCGGGCGCCUGCUCCUGCUCGGCCUGCUGCGGGAGCAAGAAGGCACCCAAAGACAGUGGAGGAGGAGGAAGUGGAGGGGGUAGUGGUGGUGGAUCGGGUGGAGGUGGGAGUGGUGGUGGGGGUGGUGGAGGAGGCGGUGGUGCCGCUGGGGGUGGCAACCAGGCACCCAACAGCAACGUGGCCCUGCGUCGGGACCUCAAAGUGGAGCCGCACUACAUCGAGGUGCGGGGCAACGGCUCGCUCACCAAGACGUACUGCUACAAGACCUGCCUGACCGCCACGUCGGGCAGCGACACCUUCAUGUUCUACAACAUGGGCCGACCCAUGAGCGGGACUUGGGGCUCGGAGCGCUUCUUCACGGGGCACAGCAGUCAGUUUGUGCGGCGGCUCAGCAUGCCGGACGCCACUGCCAUCCAGCCUAAACCUCCCAAUGCAGACUGGAGAUACUCGGCCUCCCUGAGGGCAGGAAUGCAAAGUUCAGUGCAUAUGGAGGAGUCCUCGGUGAUGCAGGGAGCCCAGGGGGUCCUGGUCCAGAACUGGCCGACCGUGUCCAGCGCUGCCGACGGAGUUGAGGGUGGAGAGGUGUCUCCGCCCAUGGGCGCAGGCGUGGACUCCAACAGCUGGCACUUCCGCUACGGAGGCCCCCCCGGGCCGCAGCACCUGAAGCCGGGCGAGAUGCCGCCGGAGGCCUUCAUCAUCCCGGGCUCGCCGGCCAUCAUCUCCAUCCGCCAGGGCCAGGAGGGCGACGACAAGAGCGACUUCAUCACCUUCGGCAAGAAGGAGGAGGCCAAGAAGAAGAAGAAGAAGAAGAAGGAGAAGAAGGACAAGCGGGAGAAAGGGAAAGACGACGACGAGUAGAGGAGUGGAGCGAGGGAUAGAGGAGGGAUAGAGGAGGGAUAGAUGUUUUUGAGACUCGUAAGACAGAGGUGCCAACACCAAUGAUAGAUAGAUAAGCCAACAGGAUGGCACAAACAACAUCCAAAGAGAGAGAGAGAGAGAGAGAGAGAGAGAAAAAACAUCCACAACCACCGGCAUGCUAGUCGUGUGCCCACGUGUUUCAUGGCUCCAACUGAUUUCCCCACAUUAAAUACUGAAGAUUUGGCCUUAAAUUGAUUCUCCUCAUCCCUAGUCAACUGUAGAGGGUUUUAAUCAGUCACGCCUUCUGAGAUUAAUUCUACUCUAUCGCCUGUGUGCCUGAGAGUUAAGGGGUGGCAUUGCCCCCUGCCCACCAUCCUGAUCUGCCUCCUUGGCUCAUGUUGGCACCUCUGUCUUACUUGGUCCUACUCGUAUAAUCUUUCCAGGCAUGGAAAGCAAACGUAAAACAAGAACAUCAACAACAACAACAACAACAACAACAAAACAAGCUCAUGUGGCUCUCCUGAGUUGAUAUAGAAAGCUGUGUUCUGAGAAAGAGAAAGCAAAAAAUAAAUACAGGAGGCAAGUCAGAAAGCUCCUGGGUGAAAUGCAUGUUAUUAGGCAGUAGGACACAUGCUCUUGUAAAUAUGUUGGUCACAAGAUGGCCGCCGUCUGUAUGUAAAGCAAAGUGACACGGCCACCGCUUCUGCUUGUUUUACUCUGUCAGUGUUCUCCGGAUGGAAACAAAAUGGACCCUUGUUCAGAUCACGAAAGGACACCCGAUUAUUUAAAAAAAAAAAAAGUCCUGGAGAGAGAAAAAGCAAGUAGACCAUCUAACCGAAUAGGAAAAAAAGCAAAAAUAUAUAUUUCAGCCGAACGACGGAAUGCCAGCACUUUUUUACGUUGUUUUUCUUUUUUGUUGUUGACCUUAUCAGCACACUCUCUCCAAGGCUCUGUAAAUGUGUAUUAUGGAAAUGUGUAUUCUCCCUUUCCCUCACAAACGAAAGAGCAGGGUCCAAAGUCCAGUUACUACCCCCAUCCCCACCCCCUAGUGCUGGGGUCAGCUAGGCCCCUUCUCCUCCACGCGUUCGCAGGGCUAGCAGCACACUCGCCUCCCUUGCAUUACUAAUUUUUAUUACAAGCAAACCUCUGGAGAGUAGAACUGGGUUGAAUCAUAGAGAAGGGAGGAACAGCGGGGAAAAACAGCCUCGGUUCCCCAGUGUGUUCUAACAAGCAGAUUAAAGCUUGUGUUGGAAAGUUUUGUUCUACGAUUGAAGUUGUUGGGAGUCGUUUUAGAGCACUAGGAAUGUUUUUCUUUAAAAAAAAAAAAAAAAAAGAAGUUAACCCUCUCCUACCCAUUCCCCCUCUCUCCCUUCUUAGUGAAAGCUUGAAGCUUAUGCUGUGAAUGUUUGGUAGCGCCUUCCCGAUGCUUGUAGACUUUGCCCGUACCCCCCUUACCCUGGAUUUGUGCCUGCUUUCUCAGCUCAUCACUGAGUGAACUGACAGUACCCCACCAUCCUACACACACACACACACACACACACACACUUACAUCAACACACACAUGCACACAAAAGGACCCUCACUGAAUCUUACAAAUGACUUUGCUCCUUCAUACCAGGGUAUAUUGGUUCCAUUUUUGUUUGUUUGUUUGUGUGUUUUUUUGUUUUUUUUUCAGUUUGAGCUUUAGCAGUCAAGGGCCGUGCUUUCUUAUGCUCGCUCUUUUUCUCUUGUUUUGCUUUUGUCUCUAUUUUUCCUCAAGCUUUAAGUGAUCUUUAGGAUGUCCUCCUCUUUCAGGACACCAAACACUGUCUCUGUCUCUCACUCUCUCUCUCACUGACCAGGGCACUGGUCACUGUCCCCCCCUCUGGGUAGCUGGGUGUGUUUCUUCUGGACAUUGUGGUGUGCUCAACCUGUAGCAUGGAGUAAUGCUCAAAGCAAAAAGGCCUGUGUUUCGACCCAGAGGUGGCCCGGGUGGACUCUUUUAAGAUCUGUACGGUAUGUGUUUGGAAAACAAAACAAAACAAAACAAAACAAAACAACAACAACAAAAACACAAAACACAGUCCAGUGCUUUCUCUUUGUUUGUGAGCUUUUUCGAAAACCAGUGAUUGCCAGGUCUGUGUUUUGAAAACCGUGCGCGUCUCUGCUCACACGCUUGCGCUGGUCAUCACCACGUCCAAAGAGAGGAGAGGAAACGAGACAGACGUCAAGGGUCAGGCGUGACGGAGGUGACAGUGGGGACGCUGGGGUUGCAAAAACUCCUGCCUCUGUCCUCAAACCUUUCAAAUUAUAUCUAUUUCCAAUGCAGCUGAAGCCAUACUCUAAACAAAUGCACACUGAUCCUUUUUUAACUGAGGUCUAUUUGAGAUAAGAAUGUAAAUGUAUGAAUUGGCUACGCAAACAUGAACCAGCUUUUCCAAAAAGCCAAACCUGAAGUCUCUAUGUGUGUUAGAAGAGCUUCUGUAUCACCACUGUUCCCAUUCACCGUAUUGUAAGAAAUUAGUAAUCCAAUCAAAAGGCAGAAACAUGCUUCAGCUCCGCUGCUAUUGGCUCCCUUGCCCCACCUGUCUAAUCUGUAGCCACACCCCCACCAAAUCUCAUAGCUCAAAAUGUUGACGUCCCAACAUUUGUCGACUGCUGCAUGUACUAAUCAGAAGAAGAAAAAAUCACAUACUAUAUAGAGAUAUAUAUGAAUAUAGACAUAGAUGGCUAUGAUUUCUAUUAUUUUUGUUAUGAUCUUUAUGUUCAUCACUCGCACAAGAGAUUUGUGUAUGUACCGUCUCUGCCAAGCAUCUGCAUCUGACACCCUCUGCACCCACUCACGGUGGAGUUCUAUGACGUUAAACUAACCUUCUAGAUAUUUGUACAUGCUAUAGUGUGAUGCCCUCGAGCAUACUUUUUCCUCUUUUAUUUUCAUCUUUUUGUUUAUUUUUGAUGACUAAUGAUCAAAAAAAACAUGUAAAUGAAAAAAAAAAAAAAUUUUGUGUCUGGCUUUGACAUAAUGAUCUAUCUAACACUGUAAUAUUGUAAUGGGAUUACUAUGUAUGACAACUCUACAAUGAAUAUCUUCUCUUUCACCCCUUCUUUGAAGAAAAAAAAAGAAAAGCGAUAAAAAAAAUCCUAAUGUAAAAUACAGUAUAUGUAGUGUAUGCUUGUAUUUAGUGAGCGUUCAUGCUGUCAUUUUUUCUCAGUGUAUGGUGGUGGUCAGUAGGUGGCGCUAUGCUGUCCUUUGGGGCAGGGCACAUCUGUUGUUAAACCUUUUUGUACACCUGCUCAUCAACUGUAACGGUGAAGUAGUGAAGUUCAUUUAUCUCUCUUUUUUAUUUCAUUUCAAUGGAUAAAGUGGUACUGUGUUUUGUUUAUAAAUCACAAAAAUAAAUAAAGUUUUCUUUCUUAAGAACGUGA
Messenger RNA from Alosa alosa (allis shad), 8228 nucleotides. RefSeq names its product protocadherin alpha-C2-like. NCBI's taxonomy places the organism in Eukaryota, Metazoa, Chordata, Actinopteri, Clupeiformes, Clupeidae. The record is from RefSeq and is a predicted model, not a curated record. Bases 1788 to 4823 code for a protein of 1011 amino acids. Gene Ontology annotation, biological process: homophilic cell-cell adhesion. The transcript is spliced from 4 exons. Gene Ontology annotation, molecular function: calcium ion binding. Gene Ontology annotation, cellular component: plasma membrane.